AUGAGUGAGUCAUGUAGUUCGUGGUACAACGGAGGGAUCAAAGGUGGCAGAAUUCACGGGUUAUGGCCUGGCAGUGCUGCGCAUGUGGACUUGGUCCGGAAAGACCCUCGAUGGGAAGAUUUCAGCUACACGUACAAUAAUCCUCAAGGAAACAGAUUUGGGUGGUUGGGGAAUGGAUGGACGAAGAAGGAUGUGGCGGCGGCAAAUGGUGAAGCUCCUUCUGACGUAGAUCUCACACCUUGGCUUGAAAAGGAAGCCUUCAGUGGGAAUGUUGAUCUACGCAGUUACCACGAGAAGUGGUGGAUUAGUUGA
Messenger RNA from Colletotrichum gloeosporioides, 312 nucleotides. RefSeq lists its product as uncharacterized. NCBI's taxonomy places the organism in Eukaryota, Fungi, Ascomycota, Sordariomycetes, Glomerellales, Glomerellaceae. The transcript has a single exon. The record is from RefSeq and is a predicted model, not a curated record. The coding region runs from base 1 to 312 and encodes 103 amino acids.